This is a messenger RNA of Saccharomycopsis crataegensis, 3630 nucleotides long. It is a transcript of the gene VPS34, whose product is annotated as phosphatidylinositol 3-kinase VPS34. Gene Ontology annotation, molecular function: 1-phosphatidylinositol-3-kinase activity. Gene Ontology annotation, cellular component: peroxisome; phosphatidylinositol 3-kinase complex, class III, type II; phagophore assembly site. NCBI's taxonomy places the organism in Eukaryota, Fungi, Ascomycota, Saccharomycetes, Ascoideales, Saccharomycopsidaceae. The record is from RefSeq and is a predicted model, not a curated record. Gene Ontology annotation, biological process: phosphatidylinositol-3-phosphate biosynthetic process; endocytosis; autophagosome assembly. Bases 1 to 3630 code for a protein of 1209 amino acids. The transcript has a single exon.
AUGGAUAAAGGGACUGUCAGCGCCUCUUUUGCCCUCUCGAGUGAGCUUGAUACAACCUUCAAGUUCAAAGUGCUUGCAAUUGAAGGACAGUUUGAAAAACUAGUAUCACAAUCUGCAAGAAUCUCCAAUCCUAAACUCUAUCAAUGCUUAUCAAAAAUAAAAUACAACUCAGAUUUGUUCAUUGUUGCCCAGCUAUUCAAUGGAAACAUCCCAUUAUCUUUACCAGUUCAGACAAAAUAUGUAUCCUUUGAUUACAAUCAACAUCUAUAUCGCCAAGAAGGACUAAAUAAUGUUGGUGAUUCGCUUGGUCGUGGAAAUGGGACUUCUUCCAAACCCGAAAAGAAUAAUGGAUCGUUAAUAACGGACAGUGUUAAUACCCCAUAUAGAAGAGUGUUCAAUCAAUGGAUCGAUAUGCCUAUUAACUAUAACCAACUACCUUUGGAAUCCAAAUUGCAGUUCAAAGUGUACGAAUAUGUAAACAACGAGAAGGUGGUGUUUGGGCAAUGCUCAAUCAGUUUAUUUGAUCUUUUAGAUGGUAGCUUACAGAGAGGACACCAGCUAAUACGCCUAGAUUUGAACUCUCAGAGAUUUGGAAUGGCAAUUGGAUCUACUGACAAGGAGUAUGAAACGCAAUUGAAAGAAUUGGAGCUGGCGAUGAAAAAGAUGGAAACGUUAGUCAAUGAAGAGGAGUCUUCUUCUACUUCAAAUGGGGGCAAUGAUGAUUGGCUAAAUUCUAUGGUUAUCAAAAAGAUUGAGAAACUAAAGAAAAAAGUUAUUAAAAAUAACUUGAAUAAUUUCAAUUUAUUUAUCGAAUUGGUAAAUUUCAAUGUGCCCAUUAUUUACAACGAUUUUAUCUAUACUACAAGGAAUUACUUGGCGGAAGAAAACAAUAAUCUUUUGAAAACCACAAAUGCUAAUGAUUCCAUACUUGCCAGCAAAAAUAAUUCGAUGAAUAAUAGUGUAAUCACCGAGAAGAAAAAUAAUGGGGUAAUUAGAACCAGCAACCAAACGAAUAUCACGAACGGCCUCGUAGUAGAACAAUCAAUAGAUAUUGACUCGAUUAAUGAUAAUGCCAAGUUUUCAACCGCGGUGGUUUAUGACCCUGAGCAAUACAAUACUCAGCCGAUUGAACUCAAGUAUCACGAAUUAGAAAGAUCAUUGAACAACUCCAAUUAUAAGAGACUAGCUGAUAAGAAUUUGAAACCGAAUUUGAAACUCAAGAAACAUUUGAACAAGAUUUUAAAUUAUUCAUCGAUUCGUCAGUUGAAUAAUCGGGAAAAGAAUUUGAUUUAUAAAUUCAAGUAUUAUUUGAUUAAUAAUUUCAAGCUAAACAGUUUUUCCUUGAACAGUUCAAAUUUUUUGAAUUUUUUAUUGAAGUCCAUAAAUUGGGAAAGAAACAGUGAAAUCCAAGAAAUCCAGGAGAUUUUGACCAACUUGACCAUGAAUAAAUUGGAAAUUUCACUAACCAAUACCCUUGAGCUCUUGGGACCUAUUUUCAAUAACAAUACAUUGGUGAGAAAUUUUGCUGUCAACAAUUUGAAGCAUUUUAAUGACAAAGAAUUGAAUCUUUAUUUGUUGCAAUUGAUUCAGGCAUUAAAGUUUGAUGAUUAUAUUUUUGAAAAUAACAACCGCGGGUCAUCAAACAAUAAUGAUUUUCUGUCAAUUAUCGAUGUGGGGUCAAAGGAAGAACUUGUUAGUUUAUACAAGUCCUUGAAAUAUAAUAAGAAUUCGGGUCCGAUAAAUAACAGCUAUUCAUCGUUUGAUAAUGAUUUAAGUUCUACCAACGAUUCGAACGAAGUUAAUGGUAUUGGUAAUGGUGAAAAUACCACAAAUCAUGAUGAUAGGUAUAACCUAGACGAAAAUUUAUCUCCUUUGGCAAACUUUUUAAUUUAUAAAGCGAUCCAUAACAAGUACUUGGGUAAUUAUUUUUACUGGUAUGUGAAGCUUGAAUCAAAAGACAGUGAGAAUGAUUUUAAAGAACAAUUGGUGUUUAAGAAAAUCAUCAAGGUGUUCAAGAAACAUUUAAAAAACUUGGAACUGUAUAAACAACAACAACAACAACUAGAAUCAUCGCAGUUGGUCAACAAUAGUACUAUGAAUAAUAAGGGAAGGAAUGGUGAGCUUGAUGAACGCUUAAUUUCCAGAAACAACUCAGUAGAAAGCGACAUAAAUGAAUUGGAUUCAAGUGAGGAUAUACUGCAAGCAAGGAAGACCAGUGAACAUAACAUUGAUUUACAAGCGAGUGGCACAGGGUAUUACAAAACCAUCAAGAGCGGGGUUCAUAAAAUUUUUGAUAAAUCCAAUAAGCUUAUGGGGCAGUCCUCAAAUGAUGAUAAUGGCGGUAUUGAAUUGACAGGUAACGAAUUAGAUUUAUCUUUGUUACAAGAUCAGAUAAACUUUGUCAAUAAGAUUUCACAGUUGACAAUGAUGAUUAAGAAUUUGAAGAAAAGCACCCCGGAAAAGCAGCAGUUUUUGAGAAGCUAUCUUUUGAAGAAUGAGGCCAAUUAUCAAUAUUUUGAUCCUAACAAUACUCAGCCAUUGACAUUGCCGUUGAAUCCUAAAAUUAAGAUUCUUUAUAUUAUCGCUGAACAGUGUGCAGUGUUCAAGUCUUCGUUAUCUCCAUUGAAGCUUACAUUUAGAGUGUUGAAAGAGGAAUCAUCGAAGAAUGAUGGUAAUGAUAAUGAUAAUGAUGAUGAUGAUGCAGUUGGUGAUGGUGAUACUUAUUCUUUUAUGUACAAAAUUGGAGAUGAUUUGAGACAAGAUCAGUUGAUUAUUCAGAUCAUCAAGAUGAUUGCAAAACUAUUGAAGGACGAAAACUUGAAAUUGAAGUUGAAUCCUUACGAAAUUCUCGCUACCGGGUUGAAUGAAGGGAUGAUUGAAUUCAUUCCAAAUUUAACGGUCGAUAAAAUUUUAACCAAGUAUCAAAACAUUUUGAAUUUUUUCAAAACUGAAAACCCUUAUGGAGACUUUGAAGGUCAAAAUAUUGGGGAACGGGAAAGCAGUGAUCGGAUGGUAAAAGAUGUUAUUAAGAAAGAUAGUUUAGAAACCAGUAUUGCUGAAGCAAUCAAUACUGCAAACAAUGGCCCUAAUAAUGACAAUCCGAAUCUUCAAGGAAUCCAUCCAAAGAUCAUGGAUAAUUUUGUGAAAUCUUGUGCUGGUUAUUGUGUUAUUACAUACUUGUUAGGGAUUGGUGAUCGACAUUUGGAUAAUUUACUCAUUUGUCAAAAUGGCCGGUUUUUCCAUGUUGAUUUCGGGUAUAUUUUAGGUAAAGAUCCCAAGCCAUUUCCUCCAUUGAUGAAACUACCAAUUGAAAUCAUUGAUGGUUUUGGAGGAUUGAACUCUAAACAUUUCCAAGAUUUUAAGAAUUAUUGUUUUAUAUGCUUUUUGACGUUACGGAAAAAUAGUAACUUGAUUUUGAAUUUGUUGGAAUUGAUGAUGUUUGGUAACAUUCCUGAUUUGAAAGUCGAUGGGAAAAAUGCUAUUUUGAAAGUACAAGAGAAAUUUAUGUUGGAUUUGAAUGAUGAGGAAGCUAUUGUCUAUUUCCAAAACUUGAUUAAUGAUAGUGUCAAUGCGUUUUUACCGGUGGUGAUUGACAAAUUGCAUUCUCUAGCCCAAUAUUGGAGAGCUUAA